AUGUUAGCCCUUAAGAACGUUGCUCUACUCGGCCUCAGUGCCUACGCCACCGCUGCCCCAGUUCAAACCGAGGCCGACAAGCGAGAGACAUCCGUCCUUGACGCUAGCAGCGCCAACGAUGCGUCAGCAGCUGCUCCCUCGAAGCGCCAGGAGGAGGAUCCUCUUGCUGACCAGUACUGGAUCUACUCUCAAGUACCCGGCGUCAAGCGUCAGGUCAACAUUGGCGACCCUCCUCCCAAGGACCCUGAGUCUGGUCUGCCCGUGUGGCCUGCAUUGGCCAAGCGCCAGGAGGAGGAUCCUCUUGCUGAUCUCUACUGGAUCUACUCCCAGGUACCUGGCGUCAAGCGAAAGGAUUAG
Messenger RNA from Emericellopsis cladophorae, 357 nucleotides. RefSeq lists its product as uncharacterized. The record is from RefSeq and is a predicted model, not a curated record. Lineage: Eukaryota; Fungi; Ascomycota; Sordariomycetes; Hypocreales; Bionectriaceae. Bases 1 to 357 code for a protein of 118 amino acids. The transcript has a single exon.